Messenger RNA from Spea bombifrons (plains spadefoot toad), 978 nucleotides. RefSeq names its product olfactory receptor 1-like. Gene Ontology annotation, molecular function: G protein-coupled receptor activity; olfactory receptor activity. Bases 1 to 978 code for a protein of 325 amino acids. The transcript has a single exon. NCBI's taxonomy places the organism in Eukaryota, Metazoa, Chordata, Amphibia, Anura, Pelobatidae. Gene Ontology annotation, biological process: G protein-coupled receptor signaling pathway. Gene Ontology annotation, cellular component: membrane. The record is from RefSeq and is a predicted model, not a curated record.
AUGUUGAAAGUCAAUAAGACAAAAGUGACAGAAUUCAUAAUUUUGGGAUUUCGGGAUCUCCAGAUUUCCAGCACUUUGCUAUUUGCUCCAUUCCUUUUGAUCUAUAUCUUGACAACGAUUGGUAAUCUUCUGAUUAUUGUGUUGGUGCUGAAGGUCCAGAGCCUGAAAUCUCCCAUGUAUUUCUUCCUCACUCAGUUAUCCUUGUCUGAUAUUCUGCUCACCACAGAUGUUACUCCUUAUUUGCUCCAUCUUAUAAUUAACGGAGGAAGCAGAAUAUCGGUUUCUGGCUGCAUCACACAACUUUUCUUCUACGGUGUUUCAGGGGGUGUUGAGUGUCUUCUUCUCACUGUGAUGUCCUAUGACCGGUAUUUAGCCAUCUGCCGGCCGCUCCAUUACACCUCUGUUAUGGAUCUAAGGCUUCAGAGUAAACUGGUCCUAUGUUCUUGGCUUAUUACCGCUAUGACAAUAUUAUUUAAUGUUUUUCUUAUAAGCUACUUACAGUUCUGUGGACCUCAUAUUAUUGACCAUUAUUUUUGUGAUUUAGCACCCAUUCUGGAGCUGUCUUGUUCAGACCAUACCAUUCUUAAUGUUGCAAACUUCAUCUCUGCAAUUGUGUUUGUUCUUAUUCCAUUUUUAUUUAUAGUAUUCACAUACAUCUCUAUUUUUAUCACCAUCAUUGGGAUAUCCUCCAGCACGGGAAGGCAGAAAACCUUUUCCACUUGUGGCUCUCACUUGACUGUAGUGAGUACCUACUAUGGGACUCUAAUAAUAAUUUACAUGGUUUCCACCAAAGGACAAUCUUUUAAUGUCAAAAAGUUUAUAUCUCUUCUAUAUACCAUGGGGACCCCAUUUUGCAACCCUAUUAUAUACAGUCUCAGGAACCAGGAGAUCAAGACAGCCUUGCUGAGAUGCUUUCUGUCUCUGUGGCCAAGUGAUACUGGUUCCUCUGAGAUGAGGGUACGAAAGACGGGAGGAUAA